Molecule: messenger RNA, 620 nt
Organism: Ochlerotatus camptorhynchus
Lineage: Eukaryota; Metazoa; Arthropoda; Insecta; Diptera; Culicidae
Product: UPF0587 protein GA18326
Exons: 2
Coding region: 52-543 (163 amino acids)
Molecular function (GO): zinc ion binding
Source: RefSeq, a predicted model, not a curated record
AUUACUACAGAUUUCCUAUUAAAUUUUGUAGAAGAAUAUCCACUCAGAACCAUGGUAAAAAUUGGUCUUCAAAUUAAGGCCACCCUCGAGAACAUCGAGGAGCUCAAAACGUGCCACCCAAACUAUCCGUUUUUCCUGAAAAUCAAGUGCACCAACUGCGGCGAAGAGUCGGAAAAAUGGCACGACAUCACCGAGGGCGAACACGUCAACGAGGAUUCGCGCAACCCGAAGGGCUUCAACUUCUACAUGAAGUGCCGGAUGUGCUCCCGUGAGAACAGCAUCGACAUCGUCGAGGGAAGCAAUGUUACCUACACGGCGGACGAUUCCGGUAAGCUGAAAACGAUCGUAGCAUUCGACUGCCGUGGGGUGGAACCGGUUGAUUUCAGUCCGCGGUCCGGUUGGAUUGCCAAGGCGACCGACAAUGGGCCGAAGUUUGAGGAUAUCGAUCUGUCCGAGGACGACUGGGUAGAAUACGACCAGAAGAACAACACCUCCAUUGGGGUUUACGAGUUUGAGUCUGAUUUUAUUAAGAUGAAGAAGUAGGUUAGUAAUUCUAGAUAUAUGCAUUUGUUCCUUGCGUUACUCCAGAAUUUCGUUUGCGGCAAUAAAAAAUAUAUUUA